GGCCGCGCAUGCGCACCGCGGGUGUUUGUUGGCGUCUGCGAGUCGGCCUCAGUCGAGUGGGGGAAAAGGAGGAGGACGACGGAGGGAGAAGCUUCAACUUCCGGCGGAGGCCCAGCGACGAGGCCUUCCUUGGCAGCCCUCCGGCGUCGCGCUGAAUGGGGCGGAGAGGGACUCAGCCGCUCCCGCUGCUGGAAACCAGGCGCCUCUCGGGGCGGUGAAGGCCUCUCCUGGGCCGGAGAGCGAGGCUCAAGGAAGGAAAGGGCGCCCACGUUUCCCUUCGGGGGCCCGGCUGGGUAAUAAGAGAAACGGCACAAGGCACCACGAAGACCCGCAAAACGCCGCAGGAACACGACAAAACGCCACAUCCAUACACAAAACCCCACAUAGAUACACAAAAUACUGCAAAACCCCACAUAAAUGCCACAAAACCCCACAUAAAUACACCGAAUACUCCGAAGCCCCGCUGCCUGAGGCGUCCGUGGCCCCAUUUGUGGGGAGCGUGGGAGGUGGACACGGAGGAGCAUGGAGGCGGUGGUGCGUUGUUGCUGAGGAUCAGCAGAGGGCCCCUGUGGCCUUUCCGGACCCAGCCAUGAAGCGCUACCUCCCUGUGGCCCGGCAGCACUUCCUGGCGGCCCUGGCCAGCACCAGCGUGGUGGUGAAGUCGGUCUGCGCCAUGGUGCUGCUGCUGUACCUGCUCUCCUUCGCGGUGGACACGGCCUUUGGUCUUGGGGUGACGCCCGGCUACCUCUUCCCACCCAACUUCUGGGUCUGGACGCUGGCCACCCACUGCCUGGUGGAGAGGCACGCCUGGGACGUGGGGCUGAGCCUGGCCACAGUGGUGGCGGCGGGGCGGCUGCUGGAGCCCCUCUGGGGGGCCCUGGAGCUGCUGGUCUUCUUUGCGGUGGUGAAUGUCUCCGUGGGGCUCCUGGGGGCCUUUGCGUACCUCCUCACCUACAUGGCCUCCUUCAACCUCUCCUACCUGUUCACCGUCCGCAUCUACGGCAUGCUGGGCUUCCUCGGCGGGGUCUUGGUGGCCCUCAAGCAAACUAUGGGCGACAGCACCGUCUUGAAGGUGCCUCAGGUGCGGAUGAAGGUGGUCCCCAUGCUUUUGCUCCUGGUCCUGGCCGUCCUGAGGUUGACCACGCUGGUCGAGAGCAACGUCUUGGCCUCCUACGGGUUUGGGGUCCUCUCCAGUUGGGUCUAUCUCCGUUUUUAUCAGAGGCAUAGCAGAGGACGGGGCGACAUGUCAGACCACUUUGCGUUCGCCACCUUCUUCCCGGAGAUCCUGCAGCCGGUGGUUGGCUUCCUGGCUAAUCUGGUGCACAGCCUCUUGGUCAAAGUGAAGGUCUGCCGGAAAACGGUGAAACGGUAUGACGUUGGUGCCCCGUCCUCUAUCACUAUCAGCUUGCCUGGAACAGAUCCCCAGGAUGCUGAACGAAGGAGGCAGUUGGCUCUGAAGGCUCUGAAUGAACGGUUGAAGCGUGUGGAAGACCAGUCAGCAUGGCCCAGCAUGGAAGAUGAAGAAGAAGAAGAAAGCAUUAAAGCCGAUACUCCAUUGCUAUCAGAGAAGAGUCGGGACACUCUAACAGGAGGAAAAGCAGCCAGCCAGGAAUCCAGCCUCAUAACUUUUGAAGAUGCCCCCUCACAGUUGUGACCAUGAAACACACCUGCUCUCCUUCUCUGCCUGCUCCUAUAUGUCAGAGCUGCUAAUGAUCCCUCAUGUGCCCUCCCUCACAGCACUGCCUGCUUUGCAGGAAACAAAACACUAUGCCUACUGGCCUAGAAAGGCAGUGUCCUUCCUUCCAGCAUUUAUUAGCCACAUGUGGCAGAGCCCAGGUCUCAGGACUCUUGGGAUGAAAACUGUUGACUGACGCACAGACCUGGAAUUAUGUUUCUUCUCUUCAGAGGGGUACUUGAAACUGAUUUUUUUUUUCAGAAUUGGCAGACAAAGAGGGAGAUCCACAUCUCCUCAGCUUAACAAAGAACAUCCAGCUGAAUAAAAAAGCCCUAUAAAAUCAGACCUGACCAGUAGUUGCCACUGUGGCUAUUAAGUUAUCUGUGCUUGUGUCUGGCUCCUUUCGGUGGCAUUUCUGUGUAGGGCCCUGAACUGCCCAGCUUGGUGAGUUCCCUCCUGCUUUUGGAGUUUAAAUGCCAAACUGUUCUGUGAGCUUCACCAGGUUGUGAACACAGCAAGCUCAGCAAGUGAUAUGUGGCACUUUCCCUCUUGAUUUAAUUUUGACUUAGUGACAGUGUUUAGCAAAUCAUAGCUUCCCCUUUUCCUCCUAGAGUUGGUUUUGUUUUUGAUUAAAUGAGCAAGCACUUUCUUAUGAAAAUCCUUUGUGGUAUUAACCUUCCUUCAUCUUCAUAGAAAAGGUAACUCUGGUGAGCCCUACCAAAACAAGCUGCUGGAUUAGACACUUGCUGGACCCAGCAGUUAAAAACAUUUUAGUAAUAGCAUAACCACUUGGGUCCAUCUCUUUUUCAGCAGUGAAAAAAGGGUUUAGGGAUUCAGAGCCGCUUGCUUCUAGUGUGAGGAGAAGCGUUUCUCAGAUUUUCUGGAGGGACUACUAGAGGAAACUAAUUUUUAUUUUGGUUCUUUUGCCUUUGGUUUUUCUUCAUUUCCCUUUGCAGUGAUUAAAAUGUCAAAGCAAUCUCUGUCUUAGGUGGGGUGCCAUUGCAUUCCAAUUAUUGGGAUGAACUUUUUGCUAAGUAGAAUAUAUGUUGCUGGUUUGUUUUUAAAGGUGCUUUUUGGGUAGGACUCUUGACAAUUCUCUGAUGCCUCCUUUUUUCUUUUUGGUUAGAUCAUUAGCUUCUUUCUCUCCUUUGGAAUGAGAUUUUUUUUCUUUUUUUCCCCUUUUUUUGGUAGGGCAGCAAGCCCUAAAUAUGUACAACACUGAUUCUAGCCCCCAAAGGUACACUUUACCCACAUUGAGGACUGGGUUAGGGGACACUUGACAGAAUGGGAAGAGUGUGAGAUCACAUUGUGAUAAUUUUUUAAAAGGACCACAUGAAUUUUUGUCAACCAGGAAAUAAACACAAAUUUCAUUAUCAAUAAACAGUUCUUUCAAAAAAAAAAAA
Messenger RNA from Sceloporus undulatus (fence lizard), 3078 nucleotides. RefSeq names its product transmembrane protein 115 (gene TMEM115). The coding region runs from base 590 to 1654 and encodes 354 amino acids. The transcript is spliced from 3 exons. Gene Ontology annotation, biological process: retrograde vesicle-mediated transport, Golgi to endoplasmic reticulum. The record is from RefSeq and is a predicted model, not a curated record. Gene Ontology annotation, cellular component: membrane; Golgi apparatus. Lineage: Eukaryota; Metazoa; Chordata; Lepidosauria; Squamata; Phrynosomatidae.